UUAUUCAUAAACGGAUAUCCUUAAAUACAAUGAAUCAUAUCAGUGAACAUCUGUGAUUUUAUUUAAUAGAAAACUAAAGAUUUGACUACACCAGGUAAAUGUGCUCAGGAUAUGCAUUGCCAGUGUUAAUGAAAGCAAGUUAUUCCUCCUGGUUAGUCCUGAGUUCUAAAUGGUAAUCCAUUAAAUGUGAUUGCUGUGAAUGUUAUUCUGUUUCUUGGAACAUUUGCUUUGUUGUGAAGGUGAUGUGUUACAUUCAGCAUAUAUUAUUAAUAUGCUGUAAUCCAUUAUGGGGCAUGUGAUGUCCGGGCUGGCACUGCCAGCUGACAGUGUUUCACUCCGCUUGCGCUGUGCAGUGUUCAGACCGCACGUCGCGGUGGCCGGCCGCGGUUUACAGUCAGUCAGCUCCGAGCUCACAGCCUGCAGCCCCGAGUCCGCCCGGAGCCCGGGGAGCAGCUCCGGAGAAGAUGGCGCCGUCGCGAUCGCGGACCCUGAGGAGGUGUCAGCGGGUGUUGUACUGGAUCCCCGUGCUCUUUAUCGGACUGAUCGCCUGCUGGUCCUAUUACGCCUAUGUCAUCCAGCUGUGUGUAGUGUCUAUGAAAAAUAUUGGUGAAAAAAUUGUCUGCCUUGUAUUCUAUCAUUUGUUUUUCAUCAUGUUCGUGUGGUCAUACUGGAAAACCAUCUUUACAAAGCCAAUGAAUCCGAGUAAGGAGUUUCAUCUGUCAUAUACGGACCGAGACCAAAUUGAACGUGAGGACCGAGGUGAAGGUCAACAGGAAGUCCUUAGACGAAUGGCUAAGGAGUUACCUAUUUACACAAGAACCUUAUCUGGAGCAAUUCGAUACUGUGACAGAUGCCAACUUGUGAAGCCAGAUCGUUGUCACCACUGCUCAGUCUGUGACAAGUGCAUUUUGAAGAUGGACCAUCAUUGCCCUUGGGUAAACAACUGUGUUGGAUUCUCCAAUUACAAGUUUUUUUUCCUUUUCUUGGCUUACUCCUUGCUUUACUGCAUUUUUAUCGCUGCCACUGACCUGCAGUACUUUAUCAAGUUUUGGAUGGAUGAAAUUCCAAUUAAGCGGCUGAAGGAAUAUUGGAAUGGCUUGCCAGAUACUCAAGCUAAGUUCCACAUCAUGUUCCUGUUCUUUGCAGCUGCAAUGUUUUCUAUCAGCCUGUCGUCCCUGUUUGGAUAUCAUUGCUGGUUAGUCAGUAAAAACAGGUCUACCCUUGAGGCCUUCAGAGCACCUGUGUUUCGACAUGGUGCUGACAAGAAUGGAUUUAGUUUAGGAUGCAGCAAAAAUAUGAAACAAGUGUUUGGAGAUGAGAAGAAAUAUUGGUUGCUACCUAUCUUUACAAGUCUAGGUGACGGUUGUUCCUUCCCAACAUGCUUGGUGAAUCAGGAUUCGGAGCAACCAUCCACACCAUCUGCUCACAACUUAUCCGCCAAAAACAUUACUGAAGCACAUCCAUUCCCUGCAAAACCUUUACGAGAAUCCCAGAACCAUUUACUGGGUAGUAGCCAAACUUGGUCUGAAGGAGCUUCUGAUGAUGAGAAAGGCAAGCUUGGUAUGAGUAAUCCUGUCAUGAUUAUAGAGAAUGAGACCUAGAUACUCUUCUAGCAAAGCUGUAACAGCUGGAAAAUCCCUAGGUACAGCUGCUUAUGGAGGAAAUUCUGGGAAGAAGUGUUCUCCAAGAUCCCAACCUUCACCUGCCCACCAUCCCUGUCAGAUGUCUGUGCCUGUGUGGGUAUGCUCCAAAGGAAAUAUUCCCAUGACCAAUUGGCUUUCCUACAACCACUGCUUAACACAUACACCACAUUGGUCUAGUCACUCUUGAAUGUACAACGGGAAUAUAAUUCUAUUCCGAAUGUAUUGCUUAACAAAACUUGCUUUAAUGUUGAUAGCAAGCAUAAUUGGCAUUGCGGCAGGGCAGGGUAUAAGAUUACUGAAAAAAAAAGUGGCACCUUACCCAUUGAAACUGUGUGAAAACGAUACUGGUUGUAUUAUCGUCCAUAACGUAAUAUCGCCUUGAUUUCUUGAUCAAAUCAUAUAUGUACAAAGACACAUUCUUUGGGAGCAAUACAUAUGAUAACAUUUUGAGUCUUAA
Chiloscyllium plagiosum (whitespotted bambooshark) is the source of this 2100-nucleotide messenger RNA. It is a transcript of the gene zdhhc2, whose product is annotated as zDHHC palmitoyltransferase 2. Lineage: Eukaryota; Metazoa; Chordata; Chondrichthyes; Orectolobiformes; Hemiscylliidae. The record is from RefSeq and is a predicted model, not a curated record. Gene Ontology annotation, molecular function: palmitoyltransferase activity.